Molecule: messenger RNA, 1671 nt
Organism: Symbiodinium natans
Lineage: Eukaryota; Dinophyceae; Suessiales; Symbiodiniaceae
Source: the annotation of a GenBank genome assembly
AUGGCGGAUGGCCGAGAAGCAACGCGGUCGUUGCGCAAGCAUAUCAAGAUGCAAGGACCUAAAGCAGCUAUUGACGGCCUGCGGCGCAUGGUGCAUCAUGCACUUGAGGUGAACGUGAUACACUGCAAUGUCGUCAUUUCAGCAUGCGCCGCCGCGACCGACUGGUCGUCAGCAUGGGGCUUGCUGAGCCGCAUGCGCACUGCAUGGGUUGAGGCAACAAUCGCCAGUUACGGUGGCGUUGCUGCGAGUUUGAAACGCGGCUGGCCCCGAGCAUUAGCCUUGCACGAAGCUUUGUCGCCGUCCGGCCUUCGCCCGAGCACAAUCUUGAUGACAUCCAUCGCAGCCGGGCUCCAGCAAGGUCUUCAGUGGCAGCGAUCUCUUGCGUUGGGGGUGUUGGACCGUGCGCUGCCACCUAGUGUGAUCUGCCAAAAUGCAGUUGCAUCUGCCUGUGCAAAAAGUUUCAUCUGGUCGGCAGCACUUCAUAUUCUUAUGGGCCAGAAGGAAAAGCUCAUGCAGCCGGAUGCCAGUUCAGUGGGGAGCGCCACGGAUGCUUUCACCAAUGCAAGAAUGUGGAGAAGCGCGUUGAGAAUCCUGCAUGGAAUGAUGGACCUACAGAUCCGGUGCCAUCAGAUUGCUUACAACUCUGCAGCGAGCGCAUGUGUCGCCAUGCGAGAGUGGAAAGAGGUGUUGGGGGUGCUCAGGGAUAUGGCUCUGAACUUCGCAACCUUGAGCACCAGGAGCUUCAAUGCGGCGAUCUGCGCUUUACCAAGCACUGCCAGGUGGCAACACGCAGCUUUACUGAUACAGGCCUUAUCCAGAGAUGGCUUGAAGCCAAGCACAGUGUCCUUGAACUCUCACAUUGAUGCUUGUGGUGCCGACUGGGCGCUGUCAGUCGCCAUACUGGACAUCGCACAAGCCGCGACUAUUGUACCUGACCGGCUAAGCUGCAAUUCGGUUCUCAGCGCGUGCUCCAACUACGAAGCGUGGCAAACGUCUUUGUCCAUUGUCGGCCAAUCUCGCCAGCACAAGUCUGCAGAUGUCGUUGGCUUGAACUCGGCCAUGCGGGCAUGCAGGCGACAUUGGGAAGAAGCUUUAAACCUUUGCUCCGGGCUCUUGCCAAGAGCUGUGCGGCCCAGCUCAAUUACUCUGAAUACAGUGCUGAGUUCAUGCGAACAGUGUGUGCGGUGGCUGCAAGCGCUUUGGGUUCUGGGCAGUUGGCGCCGGCUGAGGACACGCCAAGACGUGAUCUCCUACAAUUCGUCCAUCAGCGCAUGUGAAAGCAGCUGGACAAUGGGUUUACAGUGCUUAUCGGCAGUGCUGCAGCAGCAGUUGCUUCCAGACCUGGUGACAUACAAUGCUGCUUCCCACUCCAGCUCCGCGGUAUCCUGGAAAUCGAGCCUGACGAUUUUCAGCGACCUCAGUCACACUUGCAAUCUGUCGUACGAUACUGUCGGCUGUGGCACGGCGCUGGCUGCUUGCAGUUUGGGCUUUAGCUGGACUGGCGCCUUGCAAGUCCUCUUGGACAUGAACCGCCACAUGUUGCAUGCCAAUGCCUGGACCAUCAGCUCAGCAGUGAGCAGCUGUGAGAAGAGCCUGAGGCCUGCGACAGCACUGAAGGCACCACUUCCACAUCUCGUCAGUUUUCAGAAGGAUCCCGAACCCCGCUUCUAG